Messenger RNA from Acaulospora morrowiae, 435 nucleotides. NCBI's taxonomy places the organism in Eukaryota, Fungi, Glomeromycota, Glomeromycetes, Diversisporales, Acaulosporaceae. The record is from the annotation of a GenBank genome assembly.
AUGACUAGUGGUGUAACGGUUAAAGACAUUAAUCCCCAUGAAUUUGUGAAGUUUUAUGCCGCUCAUUUGAAGCGUGGCGGUAAGCUGGAGGUACCCAAGUGGGUCGAUAUCGUAAAGACUGGUCCAUAUAAGGAGUUGGCCCCUUAUGAUCCCGAUUGGUUUUAUAUUAGGGCUGCGGCUGUUGCUCGACACGUCUAUCUUCGUAGUGGAGUCGGUGUUGGUGCAUUAAAAAAACUUCACGGUGGUCGAAAAAGAAGAGGCACUCGUCCUUCACAUCAUGCGAAAUCAUCCGGAUCCAUUGCACGUAAAGUCCUUCAGGCUCUGGAAAAAAUUAAUGUCUUGGAGAAAGAUGACUACGGUGGUCGCAAAAUUACACAACAUGGACAACGCGAUCUUGAUAGUAUUGCGCAGGCCUGCAUGAAAUCUGAAGAAUAA